Messenger RNA from Galeopterus variegatus (Sunda flying lemur), 971 nucleotides. RefSeq names its product developing brain homeobox 2 (gene DBX2). The transcript has 4 exons. Gene Ontology annotation, biological process: regulation of transcription by RNA polymerase II. The record is from RefSeq and is a predicted model, not a curated record. NCBI's taxonomy places the organism in Eukaryota, Metazoa, Chordata, Mammalia, Dermoptera, Cynocephalidae. Gene Ontology annotation, molecular function: DNA-binding transcription factor activity, RNA polymerase II-specific; DNA binding. The coding region runs from base 1 to 642 and encodes 213 amino acids.
AUGAGUAUCACAAAGAUUUCAGAGCUGCCUCCCAAACCUUUUUUUCUGAGCGCCCCGCCAUUCUACUCAGCAUGCUGCGGUGGGUCCUGUCGGCGCCCUGCAUCCCCCACUGCUUUUCCAAGAGAAGAAAGGGUGCUGCCUCUCCUGACACAGGAUUCUAAUUCUAAAGCUCGGAGGGGCAUUUUAAGAAGAGCUGUCUUUUCUGAGGAUCAGAGAAAGGCUCUGGAGAAAAUGUUUCAGAAGCAGAAAUAUAUCAGCAAAACAGAUCGAAAGAAACUUGCCAUCAACUUGGGCUUAAAGGAAUCACAGGUGAAAAUUUGGUUUCAGAACCGAAGGAUGAAAUGGCGGAAUUCAAAGGAAAAGGAAGUGCUUUCCAACAGGUGUAUCCAAGAAGUAGGCCUCCAAGAGGAUCCCCUCUCUCGGUCUGCUCUGGGUUUUCCUUCUCCAUGUCCUUCAAUAUGGGAAGUCUCCCAACAGCACUCAAGUCCAAGAUGGAGAGAGAAUUCUCCAGAACCUUCAGAAAGACUAAUCCAGGAGAGUUCAGGGGCACCCCUCCCAGAAGCAAAUUCACUGCAAGGUGCCUUGUAUUUGUGUUCUGAAGAAGAAGCUGGAGACAAGGGUGUACUUACUGGGGCUGUCUGAAUGGAAGCGUUCUUCUGCGUUAAUUUAAAAGAACACUUAACUAAUAAGAUUUGGACUCUAAACCAGCUAGCUAGUGCCUCGUCAUUGCUUAAAACCUAACACCUUUGGAGUAAUGCAUGAACUAAUGCUUUAGGAAACCCUCUCCAAUGUUCUCUUCUUUGGUCCUAGACUCAGGCUUAAUCUGUACGUGGAAUAGUAUCUCCCAGGAAGUACGAUGGAACUGAAAAGGAAAAGAGCAAUAGUUGACUCGGUCCCUGCUCUGAGUAUAUGUAUAUAUGUGUGUGUCUCUAUAUGUGUGUACAUAUAUAAAUAUUCAUUAAAAUGCAUCA